AUGGUGCGACGCCGCGAUCGAGCCAACGCAUUUUGCGAAGCUAUCCGUGCUCUCGAUGCUACAGAUCUUUCAUCAGCGAGUGUACGCGAUCUCCUCCUGCCAACAAUACAAAACCUAUUGAAAGACACGGAAGCGCUCGACCCAGCGCAUAAAGAGGCGUUAGAAGUGAUAGUAAAAGAGAGAUCGAGUGGAACUUUUGAUGCAUUUAGCAAAGUGAUGGGGACUCAAUUUGGACUCCCGACCUCCAUGACAAGUUUCUUCAGUGAAGGUGGACUUUUAGGAAAGAAGGAUUCAGGAGAAAUCCCACCACCACCACCACCCGACCCGAAAAAUGUCAUUAACCCACAAUCACCCGUUGAAGACACAAGAUUCAGGAGAAUCAUGCGAGGUGGUUUUACUGAUAUGCUUCGGGGGAAAGGUAAAAAUAGCGAUGAGCUUUCACCCCCACAUUAAGAUCUUUUUUGUUUUUUCUUGUAAUUCUUAUGAUUUUUUUUAAAAAAAAAAAAAAAAACUUCUAUUCUUUCUAUAAACAUUAGAUCGAUUAAUUUUGGUUU
Messenger RNA from Lactuca saligna, 554 nucleotides. NCBI's taxonomy places the organism in Eukaryota, Viridiplantae, Streptophyta, Magnoliopsida, Asterales, Asteraceae. The record is from the annotation of a GenBank genome assembly.